GGGAGCACUAAGGGCAAAGUCCAUCAUAACAUUACAGACCGGAGUUGGAGAGUCAUGUCAAACGUUAGACAGAGGAAAACUGUUAAUUCAGAGGCGAAAGAAAAUAAAGCCAAGGAACAAAAGAAUGGUUCUCCGAAGAUAACUAAAAAGGAAACGGAAAAUAAAGGCUUCUACAGACAUAUUUUAAAAAGAUUCCUGAAGCAGAUCUGUGGACUUUUAUUCUUUCUAUAUGUUAUCAUCCCUGUGUUUGUGAAAACAAAUCCAUGGAUACACUCCAAGAUGGUGUUCCUUAAUAUGGUAAGAUGGCCACCAUUUAUUGACUUGACUAAGCCAUGGGAGUUUGGACUGAGGGGAGCUAGAAACUUUUAUUUAGAUGUAAAUGAGGAUAGUAGAAUAGGUGUUUGGCAGAUUUUGCCCAACUCAUCAGUAGAAGAAGGAGGUGAUUUUGAUAAACUGUUAGGCAAUGGGAAGAAGGUUAUACUCUAUCUUCAUGGAACAACUGGUACAAGGGGAGGAUGGCACAGAGUGCAGCUUUUGAAGUUACUGGCCUCAUUAGAUUUCCAUGUAGUAGCUUUUGACUAUAGAGGGUAUGGUGAUUCCAAAGGACAUCCCACAGAGGACGGUGUUGUGGAGGAUGGAUACUUCAUGUAUAAAUGGAUAAAGGAAAGAAGUAAAGAUUCAACAGUCAUACUCUGGGGGCAUUCUCUUGGCACUGCGAUUACAACAAAACUUGCCAGGUUACUAUGUCUUAAAAAUGAGGAUCCUGAUGGAGUAGUAUUAGAAUCUCCAUUUAACAACAUCAGAGAUGCUGCUAUAAGACAUCCAUUCACUGCUUUGUUCAGAUUUAUGCCAAUGUUUAAAGAAAUAUUUAUAGACACAAUAGCUGAGAAUGGUAUCUACUUCAGUAGUGACGAGAACAUUGCUCAAGUAACAUCCCCUUUGAUGAUGAUCCAUGCUGAAGAUGAUGAAAUUGUUCCUUAUGAGCUUGGAAGAAAGUUAUAUGAAGCUGCUGAGAAGACCAGAACAACAGGCAGUGCCUCUAUAGAGUUUAUAUCAUUUAAUGCAUCUGAAGGUCUUGGACAUAAACAUAUAUUCAAAGCUCUGGAAAUACCAAAUAUUAUCAAGAAUUUUAUGCAUGAGACAUGUCAGAAGUAAUGAUAUUGAUCUUCAGUGAUAUACCCACAGUCUUUCUCAACAGUAGUCCUCAGAAGAUCUUCAUCAAGCAUUUAUGGUUAUCUAUUUAACAUGAUUUCCUUGUUUAAGUCAUCAUGUAAUAUGUUAUUCUUUGGUUAUAUAUCCAAGCAUUUGUGCCAAAAAAGGUGAAUCAAGACAUUAUGGCUACAAUCACAACUACAAAUUUUAUUGUGUUCAAUAUUAUAGGUUUUGAAAAAGUUGGUAUAUUUUGGCAACAUCCUGUUUAGAUUCAACUUCAUCGUUUGUAAAUCUGGUAAAUUUUUUCAAACUUAAAUACACACAUUUUUUGUUCAUUUAUUUAUAGGGAGUGGCAAAUGUUAGCAAUAGGGAGUGGCAAAUGUUAUCAAUAGGGAGUGGCAAAUGUUAGCAAAGCUUUUGUGAAAGAAUGUAAAUUAUAACAACAUAUUUGAAACCAGAAGUAAAGAAAAAUUAUUUUUAUCUCUAUGUAUUAUGCUUUUGAAAAAGUCAUGUUUUCAAGUGUGCCACUAUAUUAGUUGUCUCAUUGUUAUUACAUGUAUGUCAUCAGACCAUUAUAGAUCUAAUGAUUUAUGUUUACAUGUCUGUAGAGCUUGCAUUUUAAGGAAAUUUAUAAAAUUCAUUUUGAUAAUUUUUUAGCACAAGAAUGACAAUCCAUGUAUUAAAAAAGUUUUUUACUAUGUAACAUAGUAGGGUAUUUUUUCAAACUCAUUUAAGUGGUAGUGUAAAAUGUUCAUUAUUACAUAUGCCUUUGUGUUCAACAUACUAAUAAUGCCAAAAAUUUUAAAUCUUAAAUGUACAAAUAUAACAUUAUAUUUUAGUCAGGCUCAAAACUUUUCUUGAAAUAGAUAUAGUUUUUUUUAUUGAAUUAGGUUUCAGAAGCACUGUAAAGGAUAAUGUUUGGUAUUAUAUAUGUGAGCAUAUCAUAUUCAAAUGUGUAUGGUAUGAGGGAUAUAGUGAUGAGUGAUGAUCCUUUUCCUGUUCUCUGUACAUCUUCCAUCUGCCACCAUAAAAAAUCCUCAAAACUUUCAAAGAUUAUACAGUUCUUGAUGGUAUUGUGCACCCUAAUUAUAUUUUUUUGUUAAAAUGAUUUUUAGGGGUUUCCCAAUUAAUGUGGAUGUUAGUAUUUCCUCAUCAUGCAUCUGAAUAGAGAAUAUUUAUUAAUUUAUGAGUUCUGCUAAUACAUGUACAUUUUUCUAAUUUAAUUCUAAACAAGAUUAGUACAACAGUUU
Messenger RNA from Mytilus californianus (California mussel), 2402 nucleotides. RefSeq names its product lysophosphatidylserine lipase ABHD12-like. Gene Ontology annotation, biological process: phosphatidylserine catabolic process; monoacylglycerol catabolic process. Lineage: Eukaryota; Metazoa; Mollusca; Bivalvia; Mytilida; Mytilidae. The transcript has 12 exons. Gene Ontology annotation, molecular function: phosphatidylcholine lysophospholipase A1 activity; monoacylglycerol lipase activity. Bases 55 to 1155 code for a protein of 366 amino acids. The record is from RefSeq and is a predicted model, not a curated record. Gene Ontology annotation, cellular component: endoplasmic reticulum membrane.